This is a messenger RNA of Sebastes umbrosus (honeycomb rockfish), 4372 nucleotides long. It is a transcript of the gene wapla, whose product is annotated as WAPL cohesin release factor a. Bases 343 to 3900 code for a protein of 1185 amino acids. The transcript has 20 exons. NCBI's taxonomy places the organism in Eukaryota, Metazoa, Chordata, Actinopteri, Perciformes, Sebastidae. Gene Ontology annotation, biological process: regulation of chromosome condensation. The record is from RefSeq and is a predicted model, not a curated record.
GCAGCGCGACGACACAUGGGGGUCUUCACCGAGGAGCGAGGAGCGAGGAGGGAGGGGAUGUUUUAAUGGCCGUCAGGAGCUCUACUAAACGCAGAAAGUCCGGAUUAUACUCCACAUUUAGACUCUACUAGCUACAGUAGCGUUUCAGCCGCUUCUCUCUGACAACGAGCGUUUCCUUUGGGACACAUUGGGGCUGGAGAUGUGUGUUUGUGGUGUUGUUUAGACGCACUUUACCCGCUUGAUCAGUGAGCGAGUUAGACAUCAGGCCUCUAGCCGGCUGGCUAACAAACAAGCUACUCAUUGGAGUUGAAAGGUGAAUAUGUAACAUAAAGCAAACCAAUCAUGACAUCCAGAUUCGGUAAGACGUACAACCGCAAGGGAGGGGAGGCUAACUCGAAAUUUGACGAGGUCUUCAACAAUAAGAAGCCCACACUGACCACCAAAUGGGGGGAGACCACCUACAAGGCUCAGUUGGGGGCCAAAAGGCCUAUUUUAAAACCUGACGUUUCUGAGCUUUCCAAGAGGCCCAGGCUUGAGGACAGCGACAGCGAUGAAGACCCAUUUGGGUUUGACAGUGAUGAUGAGUCCAAGACUGUAACCACUCACAGUGUGUCGGAAGUCAAUGAAGGGGCCUUGACAAAGACGACCACAGUGCAGGGUGGUGGGACAGCCACUGUUGUUACUUCUGCACAAGGCGCUGCAAGUUCAACAGCCACAUUCACAACCAAGCAAACAUCUGAAGAGAGGGUUGUUAAAAAUAACCAGUCCUGGUACAAAAGUACAUCAGAUAGCAACCAAAAACCUGCAUGCAAGGCCUCUUUGUCAAACACAGCCCCCUCUGAUGAUCGGAACGCCUCAGCGCCCCAGAGGCCCAUCUCCUCCUCUGCUAAUAAACUGUCCACUGGUGCACCAAGUGGUAGCAGAGACUUCCAAACCUCUUCCUCUUAUGAUGGACUGCCAUCAGAAGAAAUGAGAAGUGCUGAGCAGGAGCCUCCCACAGAGCCUCCACCAGAACCGGUGGACAACAUUCCCGCUUCCCCAUUUACCCUACGGGCCUCAAACUGCAAGAAAUACCUGCGACCCACCAAGCCUGACAAAACGUCCUCUGAACCUGCUGAAAACAACCAGCCCACUGAAAUAGCCAGUGCCCAAGAUAAACCCAACAGCAACCUUUCUGCUAGCGCAAGUAGUACUGCUGCCAAUGCUAAAACAGCAGCCAAGCCCGCAGCCAAGCCCCCAGCCAAGCCCCCAGGAAGGGGCGGCGGGAGGGUACGGGACUACACAGUCCUGCACCCUUCCUGUCUGUCAGUGUGCAACGUCACCAUCCAGGACUCAAUUGAGCGGAGCAUCGAUGAACUGGUCACCCCAGCCGCCCCUGCUGACCUUGGAGAUGCAGGCCAGAUGAAGAAGAAGUCAGACGCUGCCCCACCCAAAUCCACCAGGUACAGACCCACCCAGACAAAGACCAAGAAGACCAAGACUGAGACCAAGCUGGAGUUUUUCGGCUUUGGGGACAAAGAGGACCAGGAGGACGAGGAGGGUACAGAAGGUGGCAUGGCAGGCAAGAGUAGCUACAAGAUCAAGUACUUUGGCUUUGAUGACCUGAGCGAGAGUGACAGCGAUGAGGAGAGUUCUCAGGCCAAAGAGAAGAAGGCCAAGAAGGCGGCUGCGGCCUUAGCUGCUCUGAGUUCCGGUGUGGACAGCCCUCAUACCAGUGACUCUCAGGACAGCCAGGCCAGCAGCAACACAGAUACGCUUGACUUCGCUGAUGACCCCGGUCUUGGCGGCGCUGACGGGCAGAAUAGACGCUCAGGGAAGCCAAGUGACAAAUCCAAGGACACUGGCAGUGGAUUCAAAAAGAUCUUCAGUGGACCCAAAAAGUCCCCUGCUAAAGCCGUGUACAACGCUCGCCACUGGAACCAACCUGAGCCUGAAGAGAUACCUGUGCCUCCACUCUCUCGAUCUCAAACUGCUCCGGCAAUUUUAUCGAGCAGCAGCAAGGACAGCAACUCCCAUAAAGAUGAUGGCUUGUUCAAAGCCCCUCCGCCGCCGCCCAAAGUCAUUAAGUCGGAGACCAUCCCCACACGACUCAACCAGGAUAUUGUCACUGCGCUCAAAUGCAGGAAGGAGCACAAGGAGCUGUACACGGUGGUGCAGCAUGUGAAGCACUUCAACGACGUGGUGGAGUUCGGAGAGAAUCAAGAGUUCACAGAUGAUUUUGAGUACUUGGAGACAGGGCUGAAGAGCAGCCAGCCACUCAACACAAGAUGCCUUAGUAUAAUCAGCCUGGCCACGCGGUGUGCCAUGCCCGGUUUCAGGAUGCACCUGCGGGCUAGAGGGAAAGUGGCCCAGGUCUUCAAAAUGCUCAGUGAUGCUCCACAACACCCGAACCUUGGUCUGUGCACGGCCUCCCUGAUGUACAUCCUGAGUCGGGAUCGUCUCAACAUGGAUCUGGACAGGGCCUGUUUGGAGCUUAUGAUCAAGCUGCUGGAGCUGGACCAGGACUACACGGCCACCCAGGAUCAGCUCACCCCAAAAGAGGUGGAAAAGGUCAAGGAGAAGAUCAGGAAGCUGUGCGAGACCGUGCACAACAAGCACCUCGACUUGGAAAACAUCACGACGGGCCACCUUGCCAUGGAGACAUUGCUCUCUCUGACCUCCAAGAGAGCCGGGGAUUGGUUCAAAGAAGAGCUGCGACUACUGGGCGGUUUGGACCACAUUGUUGACAAAGUGAAAGAGUGUGUGCAGAACCUGAGCCAAGAGGAUGACAAGGAGAACCUCGUAGCAUCUUUAUGGGGGGCUGAGAGGUGUCUGAGAGUACUUGAAAGUGUGACAGUGCAGAACCCAGAAAACCAGGGUUACUUGAUUGCCUACAAAGACUCACAACUCAUUGUCUCCUCUGCCAGAGCUCUGCGGUACUGUGAGGAUAUGAUUCAGCGAUACAGCAGGGCGUUAAACAACAGCUCUCUGUCAUUGUCGGGUGCAACGCUGCCCCACUGCAGCUUCAGUAACGUGGGCAAGGCUGUGGAGGACUGCAUGAGGGCCAUCAUAGGAGUGCUGCUCAACCUUACCCACGACAAUGAGUGGGGAAGCACUAAGACAGGUGAGCAGGAACAGCUUACUGUAACUGCUCUGAAUUGCGUCCUCCGAGUCCCACGCUACAUCCCCCAGGAGCAGCGCUUUGACGUGCGAGUACUGGGUCUGGGUCUACUAAUUAACCUUGUGGAGUAUAGCUCCAGAAACCGCCACUGUCUGGUGGACAUGGAGUACAUAGUCGACGACACCUGUCUGGAAGACAGCCUGAUGCAGCCUGCUGACCCAACACAAUCAGACACAGCGGCGGCAGCGUCAGCACCACCGAGCACAGCUGAGACUCAGGGAGACGGGGCUGUCAAGCCCAAGCCCUCCGGUGCUUUGGCUGCCCUGGUGCAGCUUUUCCUGGAGAGGGAGCGCGCUGCCAUCCUGGCUGAGGCGAAGACUGACGACCUCAUCAGCGAGGCGCCCAAGCCGGCACUGGACCAAAGCGGAGAGUGGAAGGAGACGUCGGGAGAGAUCCAGUGGGUGGCAGCCGAACCCAACGAAAACCAAACCGAGAAGAAAGAGGAGGAGAAGAAAGAGGAGGAGGAUGAAGAGUUGGAUCUAAAUAAAGCUCUGCAGCAUGCAGGCAAGCAUAUGGAGGACAGUAUUGUUGCCUCCUACACCGCUCUGCUGCUGGGCUGCCUCUGCCAGGGAAGCCAGAAAAAUGUGACUACUGUGAGAGAGAAUCUACCUACAGGGGAUUUCUCCAUCAUGACAGAAAUGCUGAAGAAGUUCUUGAGUUUCAUGAACCUCACUUGUGCGAUGGGCACCACAGGACAGAAGUCCAUCACGCGGGUCAUCGACUACCUGGAGCACCUUUAACAGACGGCCAGACAGGGAACUCACACUCUGCACAUUAAAAGGGAUCCGAGGCUAUUCUGGUGCCCUGUACCCGACAGGACUCGCAGCAUUCCUUUGACUUCACCAGAUCACCCAAUGCUGCGAAGAGAACACUCUGAAUUGAAUUGUUUGUUUGCGUGAAGACACAAAUAUAAAAGUUUCACUCCCUCUCCGGAGCACAGCCUGAACCAAAGCCCUGCUAGCCGACAGACGAGCAGAUCCACUCCACUAACAGAGUCAGAUGGAGAUUCAUCCUCAGGUUACUGGGAAUCGGGCAGAGGCUAGGCUAAAGUUUCAAAUUACCCCGUGGAAUGUCGAACACGAAGAUGGACGCAUAGCAGGCCUCUUCUCGAAGGCCGCUGAGGUGGAGUCUCCUGUCCCGCCGCCCUGCUCUCGAUUCCUGGUCACUUAGCUGGAGCGUGAACCUCUGAAUCAAAUUUUCCGGAUCAUUACA